GCCAUGACCCUCCUGGAAACAGAAAUAAUUGUUGUCAAGCGUUGCUAAGGAAGUGGCUGAGCAUUGUUUCAUAAAUCCGCUUCUUGUUCGCAACUUUUAAUCAAAGUAGGCAAUGAGAAAUCUCUCUGAAAUCAAAAGGCAUCAAACAUGACAAGAGGAUGAGUGAGAAUGGAGAUGACAAAGAUCUCCAAUGGUGUGGCGACUCUGGGCAAAGACAAGACGCAGAAGCUGUCAAAUGCAGUGAGCCUCUUAAGACCCCCUUAGAUGUCACCUCCCCCCAAAAGCACUGCACUGAUGUCAAACUACCAGCAAAAAAUACAGAAGGGAUAAGCCCGUACCAACCUAGGCCUCCCUCUUUACCCAGACGGUUUAAGAUUGGCAAGAGUAGUUCUGUAGACCAGUCUGUGAGGACCAGAAGAAUCAGGAACAGCCAGGAGAGUUUGAGUGACAGAGCCGAGACAUGUUCCUCCACAGAUUCAUUGAAAGAGGACCAAAGACUGCACGCGUCAACUGGAUUUCUCUCCGAAGCUGCCUCACAUGAGCAGGAGUUAGAAGAAACACGAUCCCCAGUAUUUAGACACAGAGGAAGCAGUCUAUCUGAGUAUCAAAAAAGACCCCAAAGCCAGCAGAGUGACCCCACAGAACUCCGAACUCAAGUGUCUAAAGUGCGCCUGUCCCCCGUACAGCCCACUGGGCCACUUCCCAGUCUGGAGAAAAACUUUGCGUCAGUCGCUUUACGGGCAGCUAAUAGGAUUGACAGGGAUUGCUUGGAUUACAUGGGGCAGGCCAAAUGCAAUGAAAGACUGCACCGGAACCUGAGUGAUAGCCGGCUUCUGGAGAAUAUGGGAUCGGACAGUGCCUCAGUCAGCUCAAUGAGAUCCAACUACAGUGUGCUGAGCCCCAUCAAGCCAAAGGACGUGAGGAACAGAAGCUUUUUGGAGGGUAGUGUGCUUGGAAGUGGCGCCCUUCUUGGAGCAGAGGAGUUGGACCGCUACUUUCCUGAAAGACAACUGGGAAUCUAUAUUGCCACAUGGAACAUGCAGGGAGAAAAGGGGCUGCCAGUCAACUUGGAUGAUCUCCUUCUUCCAACUGAUUCAGAAUUUGCACAGGACCUUUAUGUUAUUGGAGUUCAGGAGGGCUGCCCAGAUAAGAGGGAAUGGGAGACCCGCCUUCAAGAGACUCUGGGGCCCUACUACGUCAUGUUGUACACAGCUUCCCAUGGUGUUUUAUAUCUUAGUAUCUUUGUUCGAAGAGAUCUCAUUUGGUUUUGCUCAGAGGUGGAACAUGCCACAGUCACAACCAGAAUCAUCUCUCAAAUUAAGACAAAAGGAGCUGUUGGAGUCGGUUUUACCUUUUUUGGGACUUCCUUCCUGUUUAUAACAUCACAUUUUACAUCUGGGGAUUCCAAAGUCUAUGAGAGAAUUCUAGACUACAACAAAAUCAUUGAAGCUUUAGCUCUCCCAAAAGGUCUUCCAGAUACCAACCCAUACCGCUCCACACCGUCUGAUGUCACCACAAGAUUUGAUCAGGUAUUUUGGUUUGGAGACUUUAACUUUCGACUCAGUAAAAAUAGAGUGGAAAUUGAAAACAUUAUAAAUCGAACUACAGGCAAAGACAUGGGCUCUCUGCUGGAGCAUGACCAACUCUGCAAGGAAAUAAAGGAUGGUUCAAUAUUCAAAGGUUUUCAAGAGGCCCCAAUACACUUUCUACCAACAUACAAGUUUGACAUAGGCUGCGAUAUUUACGACACAUCUUCCAAACAAAGAACACCAUCAUACACAGACAGAAUCCUCUUCAGGAGCAGACAGUCUCAUGACAUUCGGGUCAUUAAAUACACCAGUUGCACCAACAUCAAGACCUCAGACCACCGGCCCGUCAUCGGAGUCUUCCAGGCCAAACUGAGGCCAGGCAGGGACAAUAUCCCUCUAGGAGCAGGACUGUUUGACCGUGGCCUUUACUUGGAGGGCAUCCGGAGAAGAAUAACGAGAGAGCUGAAGAGGAGGGAAGUUAUGAAAAACCAAAGCAGCAGCUCCAUCUGCACCAUCUCUUGAAUCAAUUCUGUUUGAACCAGAGAAGGAUCACAUUUUGGCCUAGGGAGGACCUAGAAUAUCAGGAACGGACUUAAUAUAGAUGGGUAUACAAUGGUUUCACGUUUAUUUAACUCUUAACUACACAACAGCAGGAAAUGGUACAUGAGCAGACAGCUCCCUCUGUUGGAUCUUUGUUGAACUAAAAUGCAUUGGGAACUUGAGGGCAGGGACCUUGAGAACAGACACUACAGCAGCUUUAUUACUCUCCACUUUGCAAAGGCAAAUGGGAGUUUUGUGGUUGCCAUGUUCAAAUAAUAAUUACUCACACUACGUAAACAAACUGUAUUUAAAGGCCAUAUAUUUAUUUUAUUUACAUUUCUUUUGCAUUGUUUACGGACUAAUAAUUAAAUUGUAGCAAACAGUAUGGAUAUCAGCACCUUUGACUUAAAAUGUGUAUACUCAGUGUUUAAGGCUUAGACAGCUUUGUUCAUUGUAAUGCCUUAUUUAUAUAUAUAUAUGUAUAUGUG
This is a messenger RNA of Boleophthalmus pectinirostris (great blue-spotted mudskipper), 2557 nucleotides long. It is a transcript of the gene inpp5e, whose product is annotated as inositol polyphosphate-5-phosphatase E. Bases 159 to 2051 code for a protein of 630 amino acids. The record is from RefSeq and is a predicted model, not a curated record. Lineage: Eukaryota; Metazoa; Chordata; Actinopteri; Gobiiformes; Gobiidae. Gene Ontology annotation, molecular function: inositol-polyphosphate 5-phosphatase activity. The transcript has 11 exons. Gene Ontology annotation, biological process: phosphatidylinositol dephosphorylation.